CUCUAUCUAUAGGUAUCACAUAAUUACAAAAGUUAGUCAAACUCACCACUAAGAAUAUAUCACUAAUGCAUGGACCUUUACGGAACUGGAAACCACUUUAUAUAGCUUCAAUUAUUUGAUGUAUAAAGGAAGUAUCAAGAAAAUCUGUAAGAAAUAUGUCGAUCUCUGAAAACACCUGAAAAAGUUAUGUCAGCCAUGUGAACAGAGCAGCAUGCAUUAAUAAAAUUCUGUGUUGACCUGGGAAAAACGCUGAUAGUGAUGAAAAAAUGAUGUAAGUAAUAGGGAACAAUCCAAAACGUUGAUUUACAAGUGGGCUAAAUGGUUUUCAUUGUUUUCCAAUGACAUGUUUGAUUUGGGAGAUGCCGCAAAAAGUGGAAGAACAUUAUAUGUAUUAUCGUAUCUUCAAUUAGAAUGAACAAAUUUUAUUGGCAGAUGAGUAAACAUUAAAAAAGAAUAAUGACUUGAUUUUGUGCCAUGUGAUAAGUAAUCACCAGCAAGGUUGCAUGUGCAUGAAGUAUUGACCAGUCAUCAAUAUUAUUGACCGCGUUUCUUUACCCGCAUGAAAUUCAAAAUUGGUGGAACACUAUUGCAUAAUUUUUGUUAUCAGUUUAAGAAAUAAUGAUUACAUUUUCAUUCAUGUUGUAGGAUAACCUCCGAGACCAAAAAAUGUUUUUAAAUAUUUUUUUUAUAUUUCAAACAACAUUUCGAGAUCAAGGAGGUUAUCAUGCAACAUACACGAAAACAAGAACUUUAUUUCUAUUCUACUACGGCUCAGAAAUAUAUAGCAGAUCGUUUUCCUAUGUAUAACUACGAAUUAGGUCACUGUGAUGUCAUGGCAGUUUUCGAAAUGGGCUACCUUGCUUUUUGCUGACAAAAAGGAGUGUUUGGACUACUAUAUGGACAUUCAAAGGAUGUACAACAACGAUCUUCCUUUCUCAUUGGCUCACACUGGAGUGUGCUUCAGACAGUCUGAAAAUGAAUCUCAUAACUUCCUGUUUGAUGCCAGAGAACUGACCAAUCUUGUAACCUUCAAUUUCUGUAGAACACAGUCCUCUGUUCAACAGUUUGACCAGUUAGUCACUUCACGUUUGAUGUGGUGGCGUAAGUUUGCAGAAAAUCCAUCCAGUUUUACAGAGAGUGUGUCAAAAGAGGAGGACAACAGUAUACACAUACAGUAUGAAUUUCCAUGGGGACGAGACUCAGUGGAGAUUAUUAGGAAUCAUGGGAGUAAUUUUCUGGAAUCAUGUAAUCCAGAUCUAAAAGAACAAAUAUCAUCAAACCCACAUCAAAAACACUAUAAUGGAAAUGGCAGUUUCCUGCCAUCAGUGAUUGAAUGCAAUAUGUUUCUGGAGGGAGGUAUGCUGGCAUACCUUUUAGAUGCCUACACUGAGAAAAAGACAUUCUCCCUGGACAGUGGGUCUGGUGAUGAAAGCAAGGCGACUAGAACAGUACUCCAGCUUCACCCUGCGUUUGCUCCGUACAAUGUUUCCAUAGCUGUGACAGAAAACGGUGAUCCAACCUUAAGAUUGGUCAUAAAACACAUCACCAAGGAGAUCCACGAUGCCAAUAUUUUGUCUCUAGAUGUUAGCUCCAAUGCAAACCCUUUAGAGAAUCAGUUUGUGAGGAAUGAUGAGCUAGGGAUACCUUUCAGUGUGGUGAUAGAUAAAAGCACAAUCGACAUGGCUUGUAUUGGAGUGAGGCAUCGAGACAGCACACUGAAGGAGAAAAUUCAUAUUACUGAAAUAAAGGAUUACAUAAAGAGACAGAUCCAGUCCCAGUAAAAUUAACUAGAAAAAUCAAGUGCUUUAGAACUGUAGAAUUAUUUUAUGAAUGAAGUCUCUUGAAAAAGAGGGUUCAACAAGAUGUACAUCAUUUUUGUAUUUUGAGGGCGCAUCUAUAAGAAAGAUUGUUGAUAAAGAUAUAAAAAACAAACUUUAUGCUUGAAAUAUGUUUUCAUAUUUUGUUGGUCCCUGUACUUCUACACACUGUAUCCACAACUGUUUUCUUAUCAUUAAAACUGUUGUUAUUGUU
Molecule: messenger RNA, 2031 nt
Organism: Ostrea edulis (European flat oyster)
Lineage: Eukaryota; Metazoa; Mollusca; Bivalvia; Ostreida; Ostreidae
Product: DNA polymerase subunit gamma-2, mitochondrial-like
Exons: 8
Coding region: 828-1781 (317 amino acids)
Biological process (GO): mitochondrial DNA replication
Cellular component (GO): mitochondrion; cytoplasm
Source: RefSeq, a predicted model, not a curated record